Messenger RNA from Monoraphidium neglectum, 705 nucleotides. RefSeq lists its product as hypothetical. Bases 1 to 705 code for a protein of 234 amino acids. The transcript is spliced from 3 exons. The record is from RefSeq and is a predicted model, not a curated record. NCBI's taxonomy places the organism in Eukaryota, Viridiplantae, Chlorophyta, Chlorophyceae, Sphaeropleales, Selenastraceae.
AUGCAGUACAACACCUGCAAGGCGCUUGAGGCCAACCGGGGCCUGGAUACCGCCGGAUCGACCGUUUUCUGCCCCAACGAUGGGGCGUUUGUCGAGUUUGCGCGCGACGUGGGGUUCAAGGGCGCCGACCCCGAGGCCCUGCUGCUGGUGAAGGUCCCCGCGGCCAGCCUCAAGGCGCUCCCUGCUUACGCUCAAGCGGGGCGCAGCAAGCUGCUCAUCGCCUACAACAUCGCCGACAUGGACGGCGCCCCCCACAACGACGACGCUGACUCAGACAACACCCAGAACGGCGACGUCGAUGUCGAGGGCACCGACCUCACGUUUGAUGGCACCUUCGUCAAGGGCACCUCCAAGUACGUCAUCCACCCUACCGGCCGCGUCAUCGUGCCCGCCAGCAAUCUGCAGCCCCUCCGCCUCGUGCGCGCCCAGGCCCUGGGCAUCCCCACCGGCCCCGCCGCCGCCGCCGCCGCCAUGACGCCCGCCGUGGCGGCCGCCAUCACCGCGGCGUCGGUCGCGGCGACGCAGGUGACGCUGUGCAAGCAGACCGUCGGCGUUGACCUGCAGGGCGCCACAGCCUUCCGCCCGACCAACGGGGUGGGUAGCAGGGGGCGCGGGCCUGAGGUCUGUGAGGCAGGGGGCUGGGAAAUGAACCAGUUUUCCAGCUGCUCAAGUGGCCCAAUAUUCUCUGAGCCUGCUGUAGGAUGA